Molecule: messenger RNA, 1018 nt
Organism: Cercospora beticola
Lineage: Eukaryota; Fungi; Ascomycota; Dothideomycetes; Mycosphaerellales; Mycosphaerellaceae
Gene: NUO31
Product: complex I 30 kDa subunit family protein
Molecular function (GO): NADH dehydrogenase (ubiquinone) activity
Source: RefSeq, a predicted model, not a curated record
GCAGACACAGCGAUAUCUCGUUGCCCUCUCGUCCGUCCCACCAUGGCCGCCCGAGCGAGCAUUGUCCGCUCCGCGCGGAGCGCGGUGCAGUCCGCUAAUGCCACCGCCGCCGUCACGAGCACCACCUCCACCGCCGCCCGCCGGCUCUUCGCGACGUCGGCGAGCAGGACCAAGGAGCUGGCGGGCAACAUUGGCGACCUCCCGAACAUGCGCCAUGCCCAACGACCAAGCGCAGAAACGCUGCACGCGCCCAUUGUCAACCCGGCGGACAAGUACCAGGCCAAGGCAGAGAGCCUGCACGCGUACGGACAGUACCUCAUCUCGUGCCUGCCCAAGUACAUCCAGCAGUUCUCGGUGUGGAAGGACGAGCUCACCAUCUACAUCCCACCUUCCGGCGUCAUUCCCACCUUCACCUUCCUCAAAAAUCACACCGCCGCCGAGUUCACCUGCAUCGCCGAUAUCACCGCCGUCGACUACCCAACUCGCGACCAGCGCUUCGAGGUUGUGUACAACCUACUGUCGGUUCGCCACAACGCCCGCAUUCGCGUCAAGACCUAUGCCGACGAAGCGACCCCAGUACCCUCCAUCACCAGCCUCUACGACGGUGCCAACUGGUACGAGCGUGAGGUCUACGAUCUGUUUGGUGUGUUCUUCGUCGACCACCCCGAUCUCCGCCGCAUUUUGACCGACUACGGCUUUGAUGGACAUCCGCUGCGCAAAGAUUUCCCCUUGACCGGCUACACUGAGAUCAGAUACGACGAGGAGAAGAAGCGAAUAGUGGUCGAGCCUUUGGAGCUCACCCAGGCGUUCCGCAAUUUUGAGGGAGGUUCAUCAGCAUGGGAGCAGGUUGGACCCGGUCACGAACGAAAACCCGAUACGUUCAAAUUACCUACACCAAAGCCGGAACCGCCCAAGGAGGAAGAGAAGAAGAAAUGAAGCGUCUGAAACGUGGUUCAAUGGCUGUAGGAAUACCUCUGUACAUACAGAUACAAACACAUUCAGAAAGUUUACACCCCCA